Messenger RNA from Ruditapes philippinarum (Manila clam), 4486 nucleotides. RefSeq lists its product as uncharacterized. Gene Ontology annotation, molecular function: extracellular ligand-gated monoatomic ion channel activity. Gene Ontology annotation, biological process: monoatomic ion transport. NCBI's taxonomy places the organism in Eukaryota, Metazoa, Mollusca, Bivalvia, Venerida, Veneridae. Bases 182 to 4486 code for a protein of 1434 amino acids. Gene Ontology annotation, cellular component: membrane. The record is from RefSeq and is a predicted model, not a curated record. The transcript has 17 exons.
GAUAAUAUUGAAUUUGAAAAAGUUAAUCUUCUUGAUAUAAUCAUAAAUUGAUUGUUUUGUUCUUGUUAUAAUACUUUGCAGUGUCUGAUUGAAUGUUUUUCGGAAUUUAUAUGUUGUAAACAGCUGAACAUAUUGUUAAAUGUGAAUCAAAUGAAUUUAAAUUGAUAAUUUGUGGCUAACCAUGGAAUAUAGAAGUUUGAAUCCGUUUCAUAUGUUACUAUUUCUAACCGUGUUAUUGUUCAAAAAUGUAAAUGGUCAAUGCGACGACACAGGUCCACUUUUAUUGAAUGCAGACAAUUCACCUCAAUAUUUUACAUCACCAAAUUACCCAAGCAACUAUCCAGAAAAUGCUGAUUGCUCGUGGCGCAUUCUUGCACCAAGCACAGAUGACAGAAUCAUUAUCAACAUUGAAGAUUAUGAUUCAGAAAGUACAACAUCAGAUUAUAUGGAUUUGUAUGAUGGCUAUAAUGCAUCAGCAACGCGUAUAAUCCGGAUGGCUGUUACUAACAGGAAGAAUUUAAAUGCUUUUGUUAGCAGUAGUGAUGCUCUAUUCAUCACCUUUGUAUCUGAUUAUUGGAUACAAUAUACUGGAUUCCAAAUACUUUAUUUCACAAACAAUGCAGCUAAUCAGCCGGGAUGUGAUGACACACUAACAGUAUCAGGAUCGGAGCAGAUAUUGAUGUCCCCAAAUUUACCAGGCGCAUAUGACGCAUCUCAUUCUUGCUCAUGGACAUUUUCAUCAACUACAGGAAUUUUGUUUCAAAUAAAGUUUCUUGAUAUGGGAAAUUGUGGAACGAGUCACUUAAGAUUCUAUGAUGGUAAUUCCACGGCUGGCGCACAACUUGAUACAGUUUGUUCCACGGCACUAGUAUAUGAGUUUACUGACAUAGAAACAACCGAAUUUACCGGUCAUGUUGUCUGGACAGUUACCACUCCAACAUCUGACUUUUAUGGUUUUAUGUUGAUAUACAGGACUAACGUAGUCACAACGACUUCUACUACUACAACGACGACGACAAUGAUCCCCUCUGUAUUUGACAAUUGCACAGCUUCCGGGGCGUACCUUAGUCCAGCAAUAUCCCCAAAUUCCGUAUUCAUAAAUUCACCACAGUAUGGAAGCGCAUACCCAAGUAAUACAAUAUGUAGGUGGUACAUCUCGGCUCCAGAAGAUUACGCAGUUGAGGCGAACUUUGAUGACGACACCUUUGCCAUCGAAAGACACACUUAUUGUUCCUAUGACUACGUGAUCAUCUAUGAUGGUAACACCACAAGUGGUUUAAUGUUGAACAAAUUUUGCGGAAUUGAACGCCCAUCAUCAACUUAUAGGAGCUCAGGGCAGCAAAUGUUGAUAAUUUUCUCGUCUGAUUACGCCCUACAAUAUGCUGGUUUUAGGUUAAGAGUCAAAGCAGUUGAUAACACUUAUCCCGGUUGCAAGAUAGACAUUACAGAAUAUUCAGUGAUGUAUAAUAAAGAAACAACUUACAUUGCCAAUGGUGACAGCUAUAUUAAUACAAUAUCAAGUCCUAGUUUUGGUACUUUGAACUAUGAAAUUAAUUUGGAGAUGUUCUGGCUGUUCACAAACUACGACACAACAAACUAUAAAAUGGUUUUGGCAAUAACUAGCAUCAGAAUAGAAAGAGCAUAUCAAUGUCUGUAUGAUAAACUGAUUCUAUAUAACGGACCAUGUAUGAAAGACGGAAUAAGGGACACAGUGUGUGGUUACUGGGCGAAACGUUGGGAUCUAGAUGGUCCUGAAUUUCUACUUCAUUUCCACAGUGAUGGGUACAGAACACUAGCUGGAUUUGAAUUAGAAUAUUAUGCAGAAUCCAAAAUAGUUCCUGCCCCUCCAACGACUACAACAACAACUGGUGGUCCUCCUGUGGAAGCUGUUGUUGACGCAGUUAAGUCACUGUUGACAAAUUAUUCUAAUGAAAAUCUGCCUACCCGUGAUCUCAGUCUGGCAAUAACAGCAUCUGUUGAUUUCUAUCUAGUUGGAAUAAAUGGACUCGACGAGGUAGAGCAAAAAUUGACAACGACGGGCCAGUUUGAAGUGUCAUGGAUUGACUCAAGUUUGUCUUGGGAUCCAUUAAAAAGACAGCGCAUUGUUCAGAUACUGCUUCCGCAGGAUGAUCUUUGGAAACCAGACAUUGCUUUAAUGAACGGAUUUUCUACUAUCACUGCUAUGGGCGCCAAAUUCAUGUUUAUAGACGUCAAUUAUAAUGGCUCGUGUCUAUGGAAACCGUAUCAGAUUAUGGAAUCUGUGUGUAAGGUUGACAUGACACAUUACCCAUAUGAUAGACAGACGUGUGUGUUAAAGUUUGGAACAUGGGCAUCAGACGACAGUGAAGUUGUUACACAACUAGGUUCACUUGGUCUUCAGAUGCAUCCAAAUUUCCAAGAAAACUCUGAAUGGCGCCUUAUCAAGACAGAAACAAAGACAGAAGACAAUGACAAUCAUCAAGUUGUUGAAUUUUUCUUAACUUUAGAAAGAAACUCCCGAUUUGUGACAUUUUAUAUGACUAUGCCUCUUGUUGUAUUAGCUUAUAUGAACGUUUUUACUUUUGUGAUACCGACCGAGUCAGGAGAGAAAACGGGUUUCAGUAUAACAAUUUUCUUAUCAUUUGUUGUUAUGCUAAUAAUUAACAAUGACUCUAUGCCAGAAAAUUCUGACACCAUCUCUAUAUACGCGACAUUCGUUUUAGCAAUGACAAUAUUAAGUACAAUCACACUUAUAGUAUGUGUUCUACAAGUUCGAGCCUUAACAUUCUCAGAAAGCAAAUAUCCAAUAGCCAAACGCGUUAAAAGAGCCGUUGAACAUUUAAAGUGGGCACAGGCAAUAGUAACCUGUCGAAGAAAGAAUAACAAAGUAGGUAAUUAUGAUAGUAAGGCGAAAGAUAUGUCCACAAACAAACUAGAAAACGAAAAUUUGUUUAUUGUCAAUAACGAUAUGGUAGAAAACGACGCAGUUGAAAGUGCCUGUGAGAGGAAGGUAAAACGAGUUUCUUUUAUGGAUCAUGAUGUAAAUGAUGUAAAAGAUGACAAUUAUAGGGGUAGAUUUUCAAUGUCACAGCAUCGUGAGACAAGCUUUUUUAGCAGGAGGGAAAAUACGUUGUUUGAAUCUCAUACGUUAGUGCGAUCCGCAACAUUGAAUUCAAUGGAAGACAACUUACCUUUAGAUGACAAACGCAAAGAACGGGAAUCAUAUACAAUGAAAACCGUCAGAUUUGCAGAUAGAGAAGAUAAUUUUGAAAGUAAUCCCGAGAGGCAUACACACAUCGAUGGCGUCAAUCACACAGAAAUCGGCUCAUUUUCUCCUAAAACGACAGAUUUAUGUACAAAAGAAAUGAUUGAAGUAUCAAAUGAAUCGCGAAAAAAAAGACCAUCUGUAGCUGAGCAAAAAACUGUAGCUGAGCAAAAAACAGAAUAUGCUAGUCUUGUAGGUGUAGAUAAUGAAACUGACCUAGAUGAAACUUUUCUUCCAGUAAGAAGAGUGGUUGUAUCACCAAAACCCGAGUCGGAUGACAUCUCAUUUAUGCAAAAUAAAUAUUAUCAUAAAGUAGUAGUUUCGACACCAUUUGAAAACAAUCCGACUAAUCAUAUUGAACAUCGACUAGGAAAAGUUCAGACUCAGUUGACUGGAAUAUCUGGUUUCGAACCAGAAAUGCGCGAACUAUCUUUUAUAGACACAGUUUCAAGUCAGUUUCCUGAACCUACUUCGCGGCCUGUGUCAUCUUCAUUCACAUCUGAACUUAGAAUAAACCAAAUAAGGAAAGGAGAGGCGUCUACAUUGUCAAGUGGUAUUGAUUCAAACAUAAAUGUAGGCAAAGAUAGCAAACAUUGUACGAUAGCGGAUGAUGUUGAAGAAAGCCAAACAUAUUUUGCGGAUGAAUAUAAAAUGAAUAGACCAACAUCUGUUGCUGAAAACAGACCAAUUUUGCUAAGACAACCUUCCUGUACGGGAAGUCGAGUGAUACCAGCUGAAAAUAACACCACUGUGUACUCGGGAAAAAGUAGACCAUUUUCACAGAGCAGCGGUCGAGCUCAAUCUGCUUAUAGCAAUCGCUCGGGAUUAAUAAAUCACAGACCAUUUUCAGUGCUUAAUCGUGUAAAUUUAGAUGCUUUGGUACAAUCAAUUGAAACAGAUAAGAAAUUAGUUACUAUUGACAACAGUCACAAAUCAGUGUCAGUGUCAAGUAUUGAAAGUUCAAGUGAAGAGAGUGAAUGUAAUACGGUUUCUGAUGAAGAAGAAUCUCCUGACGAUGACAUUUCAUGGGCUGAUUUAAUAUCAUUUUGUAGGUGGGCGAAAAAAUUUAAAGGUGAGCUUUCUGUGAUUAAAGAUGGUCAUCGAAGUGGACGUCCGAAGUCGUCAGUGACUGAUAAGCAUGUGGCUGCUGUGAAAGCAUUGGUGGAAGAAGAUGGCCGUUAUACAGUAAAGGAUAUGGCUAAUAAUGUUGGCAUUUCAGAAGGAAGUGUUCGUGAAACUUAA